AUGGCAAAAGUUGGGAAUGACUGCUAUUUCUUUUUUAAUUCCAUAUGCAUAAAGGGUUCCCAGUGCCGAUUCCGACACUGUGAAGAGGCCCUUGGCAGUGACACUGUGUGCUCAUUAUGGAGAAAAGGAAAAUGUCUAGAUCCACAGUGCAGAUUUAGACACAUGGAAAUACAGCAAAAGCACAUUUCAUGCUUCUGGGAAGCUCAGCCCCUUGGUUGUGUGAAGAUCAGUUGUACCUUUUAUCACAGCAAACCUCGAAAUAUCAAAGGAUUAUUUUUGCCACCAAGUAGCAAUAUCAUACUGCAGAAAGAAACUCAGGAAGGAAUUCCACCCCCAACCCAGAGUCAGAAACCUCUGAAACCUCAGAAGAAUAUAUCACGACCCAUUCACCAUCCCUUAGUUUUAAAAACAAACUUUGAGGAAGAAGAGGAGGAAGAAGAUGAACAAUAUGAUGCUUCUAGUUUAUGGACAAUGACUCCUGAAGAAAUUGAAGAAAAAAGAGCAAUAAAGGAGAUGUGUUAUAAAUCUGGUGUAUACUACAGAUUUCAUACUCCUCCAGAUAUUUUAUCAUCUAAAAGCAUAGCCUCUACAGUGGAAAAAGAGUUAAAAAAGCCUUUGGAAAAUGGCAGUGAAUUGCAGGAAGGGGACAGUCUGACAGUUCCAACAAAAUUCAGCCUAUCUGAAAGGCGAGGUAAGAUAAAAGCAUCACUGGAUAGGAAACCAAGGACUGACAUUGCUGCUUUUGAAAAUGGAGGAGGUGACUGCUACAUUACACAGAGGAUCAUAUUUCUUGGGGUAGAUGAAAAUGAAGCUUUAACAGAAGAGAAAGAAAUCACGAUGUCGAAAUGUUCAAAUGCUAAAGGUAAUGAGCCAGACAGUCCUCAUCCGAAGCGUUCCCUAACUACCCGACUAGUACCUACGAUGCAUGUAUUAAAUGCUACUGAGAAUAUCAGUAUGAAGUGCAGAGAGGACCCCUCUUCAAUAAAUGAUGUCCAGCCAGUGAGGAAGCCUCAUUUUAAAGGCGUGAAAAAAAGAAAAUGGAUUUAUGAUGAACCAAAGAACUUUCCUGGCCCAGGAAUGCAGAGAGCAGUACAGCCUCCAAAUCCCAAAAAUAAAAUGAAUUACCAUCGCAAUAAUAAAAACAGAAAUUCUGAGAAUGCCUCCUAUGACCAUGUUCAGAGAGAUGCUGUCAGAACUGUCUCAAUGAAUGCACCUCCCCGCAGCAGGCCCAUAAACGGGUCCUACAAUAAAGUUGAUGUUAACAAGGAACCCAAAUUCAACCUCUGUUCAGAUAAAUAUAUUUCAACAUCAUAUAAUGAUUCAGCCUGGCAAAAAAGAAUUCCUUUUUCAAAAACAUAUUCAAAAACUGAAAAGAUAUAUACAGAGCCAAGAAGAAAUGGCAGCAAGUAA
Kogia breviceps (pygmy sperm whale) is the source of this 1410-nucleotide messenger RNA. The record is from RefSeq and is a predicted model, not a curated record. NCBI's taxonomy places the organism in Eukaryota, Metazoa, Chordata, Mammalia, Artiodactyla, Physeteridae.